AUGAAAGUGUUAUUGUUAGCACUUGUGCUGAUGUGUGUCAAAGGAGACGACGACUUGUUCAACCCGUACAUCCACACCAAGACGAUGUUAAAGCGUUUCCAAAAAGUGAAGGACCAGAACAAGAAAAAUGAGAAAGCACUUCUUCAGCUUGAGGGUAAAGAGAGAAAACUGUUGAAUGUGUUAGAUAUAAUGUACAGAGAUAUGAAGAUAGCAGUAUCGAUGAAAGACAGAUUUACACUUGAGCAAAAGGUUGGGAAGCUUCAGAAAGGAUUAACAGAACUGAGACAACAAAAGAGAGCAAUCUUACGUAAGAUGAGACACUCUGCUGAUAAGGUAGCUUCACCAGAAAGAGAUAGAUUUGUUAGAAAAGCAAGAAUUGAGAAACGAAUUGGACUUGAGACUUCCCUUCAUUUGAACAGAGAAGUUAUUGUCAACCAGAAGAAAUUGUUGAAGGUUAUCGAAUUUUUCGCACAUAAAUAUGCAAAGAUGGCAUCUGAAAUUGCUGCAAGUAAAAUGAACAAAGAAGUUGACAAGAAAGGUGGUGACAUUUUGAAGGCCCAACACAAAUUCAAAAAAGCAGCAAAACACGCAUACAACAAAUACUACAAGAAAAUCGUCAAGAGACUCGAAGAAGCAACAGCUGAUGGCGUAGAAACAAAAGACAUUAAGAUGGAGUGCAGAUCAGCUAUCGAUGGCCUCAUCAGAAGACUCGAACAUCAAUACCUCACUUAUGUCAAAUCUCGUAAAGAAGCAUCAAAAGAAGCAAAAAAAGCAAUCAAAAAACCACUCAGAAAAUCGAUGAAAAAACUCUCUAAGUCCUUCGAAAAGAAGGCUGUCAAGGCUGCAGCCCAAACCGCUCCCGCUAAGAAAGAUGUCAAGGAUGUCAAAGCUCCUCAAAAAACCCAAGAACCAGCUAAGAAAUAA
This is a messenger RNA of Entamoeba invadens IP1, 924 nucleotides long. RefSeq lists its product as hypothetical. The transcript has a single exon. The record is from RefSeq and is a predicted model, not a curated record. Lineage: Eukaryota; Evosea; Mastigamoebida; Endamoebidae. The coding region runs from base 1 to 924 and encodes 307 amino acids.